Protopolystoma xenopodis is the source of this 1857-nucleotide messenger RNA. The record is from the annotation of a GenBank genome assembly. Lineage: Eukaryota; Metazoa; Platyhelminthes; Monogenea; Polystomatidea; Polystomatidae.
AUGGUUUUCAAUAAGAUGGUGGAUAUAAGAAAUAUUUAUCAAGCAAUUGGUAAACAAAUCAGCUCUCCAGUAGGCACCUUAUUGACGCGGCAGCAGAACUUUGUGUUAAUAAUUUUGUCGCUUAUUCUUUUGAUACAAACUCCAGAGAACAUUGGUUCACCCUUGGCUUCACACUUAGCCAACGUUAGUGAUACCAACACUUCCAUGUUGGGCGAUUUUCAGCCGCUUGUUGGUGCCAAUGUCCAGCCUACCUCUAUGAACUCACUAGAAAUCAAAGACACAGUGGCAGAGCAAGAAGCCUAUGAAAAGGAAUGGCAAGGCGGGUCCGAUGAUGUAGACGAGGGAGAUUUUAAAAGAUGGGACAUUUCACAAUGGCUGAAUCAGCUUAUGCACGUAUCAAACCCUAUGACGCCGCAAAACGAGGCCGAGAUCAUUCAACGAGUCUUAGUCUGCCAAGAAUUAUUACAAAUGGUAAUCCAACCUAAUCGUUCCGGUGGCAUGGAGCCUCAUCUCUCGCAUGGAAAGUUGCUACCGGAGCUAAUAGAUGAUCCGGCCGCACGGAAACUACUUAGUCUGGCCGAUCCCAAAUUGACCUGCAGAAGUGCUCAGGAAAAGUGGUUUAUUGAUUACUACUUUGAUCAAUUCAAUAAUUCUACACUUAAGCGAGUUAGUGAAGCCCUUAACGAGAUCAACAAAAUGAUUACACUAGUCAAUUUUACCCUAAUUGCUGGCUUCGCGUUGCCCAUUUUCUCAAGAUUAACUCGGCGCAGUCCUUCAUUGGCCAUCUGGUGUCUACUCAAGUGGUAUGCUUGCUUUGUUCUCGCCUAUUUGUUGCUAGCCACAUUGCCUCAGCUAGUCCACGAAGUAUGGCACAGUCUCGAGCAGACGAUUCCAAGUCGCAGUCAACAGUCACAGUCUGCCGAUACCAUUCUACUUCGACGUGGUCAAACGGACAAGAACAAACCUUCCCUGGCUCCCGAAGAAAGAUCCGUAAGCCGAGAGCUACAGCAACCAGACAAGACUGCUCAAAAGACACGUCGACUGAUAUUCGGUUUAGAUGAUAUAAACGGAAUAACUUGUCCACUAGUCACUUUUUUUACUCAUGUUUUUCGCUACACACCUCAUUGGUUGUUGUUAGUUGCACUGUGGGAACAGAUCGUGAGGCGACUUAAUUCAUCCGGCACCAAAGAGCCUCAUCCAAUGGAGAGGGCUGUGUACCAGCCACGUGGCAAAGGAGAGACGCAAGCUGAAGAAGGACAGGAGACGUUGAAAAAUGAGAAUCAAGAAGAGUCAGAAGAGGUGAGGAGAAAGUGGAAAAAGGGAGGAUUGCCACAGCAAACAGGCUUUUCUUCAAUUCACUCUAAUCCAAAUAGGUCUAUUCAUUGGUCUAGAAGGCAUGCUUCAAGUUCCCAUGAACCCAGUGGACAACAGAGGAGAGAUGGAUCAAAAAUCACUGUGCACGGUGAACGCCGACCCAUUCGAGCUGCAAUGCGCCAGCCAACUUCAACAGAUUUGAAAUUAACCACCCCGUUGCCAGGGCAGCCUGUUGUUGUUUUGACAUCAUUGUAUUGUCCAUAUGUUGGGCCUGGCCUUGGACGUCUUGGUGCCCAGCUAGUAACUAUAACGGCAUUUGUUGGUCAUAUUGUGAUGAAUAUUCACUCACUUUGGCUAUACACCAUAGUGGAAGACAGGUGCCGUUUAAACAGCGAACAUUCCUACAUCUUUUACAGCUAUUACCCAAUCGUUUUACAUGUUAGUGGUUAUUUUAUUAAAUGGUUUUAUAAUUUAUAUAUUUUAUUACACCAUUCAAUUCUAAUUUUGCAUACAAACUCAGGCCUAUUAUUAAAUUGCUAUUAA